Molecule: messenger RNA, 2809 nt
Organism: Saccostrea echinata
Lineage: Eukaryota; Metazoa; Mollusca; Bivalvia; Ostreida; Ostreidae
Product: protein maelstrom homolog
Exons: 15
Coding region: 64-1929 (621 amino acids)
Biological process (GO): negative regulation of DNA-templated transcription; spermatogenesis; regulation of miRNA-mediated gene silencing
Cellular component (GO): nucleus; P granule
Molecular function (GO): sequence-specific DNA binding
Source: RefSeq, a predicted model, not a curated record
UCCCGCGAUUGUCAGACCAAAGAUUUUUUCUGAACACGAGUUUAGAAGUUUAGGCUAGGCAUCAUGCCGAAGAAACCUGCUAGAAAUGGGUUUUACUUUUUCAUGAAGGACAUCGAACCAUCGCUUAGAAAGGAAGGGCGUGUUUUUCCUAAUGGCAUCCAGGACGUUGUUCCCAUUGCACACCCUCGAUGGAAGGCUCUUACAGAUAAAGAGAGAGCAGUGUAUGAUCAGAGGGCUAAGGAAUAUAAAAAGCAAAUGAAGGGAGCCAGUGGGGAUUGCUACAGAAUGGACAACCAGGGAAAACUGCUCUCAGAGCGUGUAGAUGUUGAAGCUGAGACUGAACAGCUGCGACUAAAGCAGAGAAUGUCUGUCCGAGAGAAAUGGCCUCCUGGAGAAGAGGUUGCAAAUGAAGUGUUUUAUUUAAUCAACUUCCAAACACUGUGUCUGACUGAUGAUGGUCAUUAUUUGCCCGCAGAAAUCGGUGUAAUUGAAUACAGCAUCAAGCGAGGCAUUAGUAAAAAACUCCACAGAUUUAUAGAACCAGGAAGGAUUCCUUUGGGAUAUAAAGGAGUUUGUAAAGAAAAAAGUGAGGAUUACCAUAAAAUUCCAAUGGAGAAUUUUGAGAAUGCUGACUCUAAUUACAGAGGUUUAUGGAUCCAGUUAGAAAAUUUUGUAAAUCCUAAUGGAGAGAAACCAGAAUACCCUCCAUUUUAUUGUCUGGGCAAUGACAUUAAAGAAACAGUGUACUGUUUGGAAUGGAUUCAUGGGAGAGCCUGUCUUGGAAUCCCUAAUCGUCUGAAGAAAGUUUAUGAAUUAGAGGGCAUGGUCACAGACCUGUUUCAACACAUAGGUCACUCUGUGUCAAAGACACGAGUUAUUGAAAUGCUGACUUCAAAUUCUUGGGAUUAUGAGCCCAAAACCAGAUGUGAUUACCAUGAAGAACUGGAAUGUAAAUACUGCUCACUGGGGAUUAUUCAAAGAUACUCGUAUGCUAUCUCAGACAGUUUUUGUGGCCUGUUGAAGAUAGAACUGACCAACAGACAUCUCCCUGUCCGCUCGGACAACCCAGUGGUAGCUCUUCCACCAUCUUCCAUGAAAGUCAAAGUUCCGUCACAGAGUCAGAGGUUCGAAAAAUCCCCAAUUAAACAGAGCAACAGUUACAGUGCCCUAGCUAAGAAGAAUUUUAAAGAUGAAAGUUCAGAUGAAAGCGAUGAUGACAAUCAGUCUAUGACCUCCCUUAGACGUCCUCACCUCCCAGUAAAUAUGGCACCAGCACCAAGAGAUCCAUGGGCAGAACAGCAAAAACCUAAAGUAGCAAAUAUGGGACGAGGCAUGUGGUCUGGCACACCUAUUCCCUCCAAACCUCCACCCCCUACAGCUACACAGACAGAGUUUCCAUCGUUGGGUCGUGGUAUGGGAGGUGUAGCAGGUGCUCCCUCUUUAGGUUUUACCUCUAAUGGUGGAGAUUUUCCAGGACUAGGAAGGGGGACUGGAUUACAAGGGGUAGGGAUUGGGAGAGGAGUUCCUUUAAGUCAUGCCCAGCAGCCAGCAGGACAAAAGUUUGCAGGAAGAGCUAUGGCCCCAGAUCCAAGUUCAGCACCAGUCCCUCCAGCAGCUUGGGUAAAAGAGGAACCCUCCAAACCAACUUUAAACAGUAUAUCACACAGUCUACAAAACAGUCAAGCCCCUAAGGAAUCUUCUGCUGUACCCCCGGGAUUUAAGGCUAUGGAGCCUCCAGUCAGGGCACAAAUUCCACAGCAACAAUUAGCCAGCAGAUUAACCGCUCCACCUCAGAGAGAAGUCACUGGAAGAGGAAAAGGAAUCAUGGGAACUAUUGAUCCAUCACUGAAACUUCCGAAAGGCCGUGGUUACGCUCCUCCAGGAAUGGAUGUUCAGAGACAUCUUCAGAUGUUGCAGUUGGGUAACUGAUCAAAAAGAUUCAAACUGUUUUCAUAAGGGAAAGCUGAAUGCAUAUACUGUAAAUGUGGAGAUCUUAGUUGUUAAAUCAGGAUUUGCUGAAAGAAGAUCACUUGAAUCCUAGUUGUAGUAGAAUUUGCCUGAAGGACUGGCAUGUAUUCAAUUGGACAAUUAUACUGUGAUGUUUUUGAUAUUUCUUUGUUUUGGCUUGAUUGUGAAGCAACAUAUGUCCUUUCAUCCAUCUGUGUGUGUUAGAUGGCAUCUUUCAUGUGCACUAUUUUUUUUUCAAGAAUAUGUUGUAAAUGAUCAAUUACGAUUAUCCUUUACUUUCAACUGUAGGUAAAUCACAAAAGAAGUAUUCAAUACCACCUUAAGAAAACAUAAAUGAUUACUUAAGGAGGCUGAUUAAUGAUAUACAGUUGAACUUGAGUAUCUCAAACAUUAGCAUCUCCAAUACCAUUGAUACAGCAAUAUCUCAAAUCUUCAGAUAUUUCUCCUGGGUCCCAUCUAGUUAUAGAUGACAAAAGAUUGACUGUACAUGUAGACAUGAUGCUUUGUUGUCUUUGAGAUGUUUCAUUUGUUUUUUGUUUCAUAUGUACAUAAAUCAUGAGACCAUUAAUAGUUCCUCAAAAUAGCUUUAACCUGGUAAAUCCAUGGACACAGGGUUGUCUUUCCAUCUACUGAGUGCACUUGUAUGACGUCAGGUCUUUCUAUCCACUCCAUAAUAAUCAUGUGUCAUUUAUAUCAGUGCUUUACAAUCUGGCCAUAUUGUCUUUUCUUUUAUGAAGAAUGAAUGUGCAGUUGUUUGAUAUGUAGGUAGUACAUAAAAGUUUUGUUGUAAAUGUCUAGGUGACAGAAUUUAUUUUUCAAAAAUAAACUUUUUUAACAUUUA